AUGUUUGUAACGCCAGUAUUCGUUAAUAGCAAUGUGCUCGAUCCUUCCAUCUACGGCUCAAAGCGCGAAAGCGUAGCCCGCACCGAGCUGUCGUCCAGACUUAGUACAGCUUCUUCAGACGCAUCCUUCGGCUGCCUGCAUCGAACUUCUUCAACCAGUUCCAACGCUUCUGUGUCUACAGCAGCCUCUUCCGCUGCUUCAGUAAGCAACCAAACUUACCGUCCGAAACAUCGCAAAACCUUCUCCAAUAGCUCAAUCGCCCGACGGUUUUUGCAAAAAAGCAAGCCACAAGAAGUUCAUUCACCACAAGUCGAAGCACUGCCAACUUCAGCUCCUACACUGGUUGUUGCAUCUCCUCCUAAACCCAUUGUAAGCGCGCCUUCGCCUCCUGCUACAGGAGGGCAGUGUUCCGAUCUAGUUGUGCGAUCUAAGAGGGACGUCUAUCAUGUCGACAGGGCGAUUAUGUGCUACCACUCGCGGUGGUUUGCCAGAGUUUGCGCUGUUGUUAUAUCGCCAAAAUCAUCGAAAGGCAUCAUUGACCUUAGUGCCGAUGAUCCAGCAGCCGUCGCGGCAAUGAUGCAAUACUGUUACCAACUCGACUAUACUGAUCAACUAGCAGGCUCAGACCUUGCAGUACCUGAAGACGUCACUUUGCGCUCUCAUGUGGAUGUGUAUAUGCUUGCAGAGCGGUAUGGCGUUGCUGGUCUGAAGGCGCUCGCACUUCGAAAAUUCAAGGAAUUUGCGGGUAAUGUACUGGUUGUUGAUGGUGAGGAAGAGCAACUGUUACAUGCGAUUCGCUCGAUCUAUGCACCUGAGCGAAGAGCUAACGCGGACGACCUCAAGAUGGUUGCGAUCAAGCUUUGCGCUGAUCAUGUGCAAGCUUUCAUCCACGGUACGGGCAAGACUAUGGCUCUUGUAUACGAGUCGAUGGAUGAGCUACCAGAGUUCAGGGCAGACCUAUUUGAAGAAAUGGCAUCUCGCUGGAAAUAG
Alternaria arborescens is the source of this 990-nucleotide messenger RNA. RefSeq lists its product as hypothetical. Lineage: Eukaryota; Fungi; Ascomycota; Dothideomycetes; Pleosporales; Pleosporaceae. Bases 1 to 990 code for a protein of 329 amino acids. The record is from RefSeq and is a predicted model, not a curated record. Gene Ontology annotation, molecular function: protein binding. The transcript is spliced from 3 exons.